Vicia villosa (hairy vetch) is the source of this 819-nucleotide messenger RNA. RefSeq lists its product as uncharacterized. The transcript has 2 exons. The record is from RefSeq and is a predicted model, not a curated record. NCBI's taxonomy places the organism in Eukaryota, Viridiplantae, Streptophyta, Magnoliopsida, Fabales, Fabaceae. The coding region runs from base 15 to 725 and encodes 236 amino acids.
UUCAAUUUAGGAAAAUGUUGUCUAAACUAGCCUUGCUCAUCCAAGGUUUCUUGGCCACUAUUUUUUUAAUCUCUUCCUUGGGAGAAGCUAGGAACUUGGUUGAGGUUGCAUCAAAGAAAUAUAAUGAUGGUGCAAGUUCUGAUUCUUUAAUCCCAGGAAUUCCGGGUAUCCCUGGAAUCCCACUCCCUCCUAUUCCAGGCAUCCCAGGCAUCUCACCCCCAAGCCCCCCACCCCUAGUUCCAGGUAUUCCAGGUAUCCCUGGAAUCCCACUCCCACCUAUUCCAGGCAUCCCAGGCAUCUCACCCCCAAGCCCCCCACCCCUAGUUCCAGGUAUUCCUGGUAUCCCUGGAAUCCCAUUCCCACCUAUUCCAGGCAUCCCAGGCAUCUCACCCCCAAGCACCCCGCCCCUAAUUCCAGGCAUUCCAGGAAUCCCUGGCAUCCCUAGAAUCCCGCCCCUAAUUCCAGGCAUUCCGGGAUUGCCCACUCCUCCUCCAAAAAUGCUCAAUCCCCCAACUAAAUCUUCAAGAUUACCUUCUAAAUCGCCCAAAGUUGAAGUUGAUACAAAGAAAAAUAAUGGUGAUGCAAGUUUUGAUUCUUUAAUACCAGGAAUCCCAGACAUUCCCGGUAUCCCAAGCAUUCCAGGCAUCCCAGGCAUCCCCAGUCCUCCUCCCAAAAUGCUUAGUCCAUCUUCAAAAUCUCUCAGUUCAUCUUCUGAAUCAUCCUAGCUCACCUAUUAAACAUCAUGAUCACCUUCCCCUAGCUCAAUCUAUUUUUUGUAGCUAAAUUUUAUUUUUAAUAAAAAUAGUGUUGAUUGGAUCA